Messenger RNA from Cyprinodon variegatus (sheepshead minnow), 750 nucleotides. It is a transcript of the gene gins1, whose product is annotated as GINS complex subunit 1 (Psf1 homolog). The transcript is spliced from 6 exons. Gene Ontology annotation, biological process: DNA replication; DNA strand elongation involved in mitotic DNA replication. Gene Ontology annotation, cellular component: GINS complex. Bases 166 to 735 code for a protein of 189 amino acids. Lineage: Eukaryota; Metazoa; Chordata; Actinopteri; Cyprinodontiformes; Cyprinodontidae. The record is from RefSeq and is a predicted model, not a curated record.
CCGGAGUCAUACGUCACUGGGUCACAUGAUCACAACAAACCAUUUUACCGCGAAGCUGCUCCUCUGCCGCCGAUCAGGCAGGAUCCUCCGGCUUCUGACGGCUCCAGUUCGGCUCCAGUUCAGCUCCAGUUCAGCUCCAGUUCGGUCCGUCGCUGCUCCGUCAGGAUGUUCUGUGAGAAAGCCAUCGAGCUGAUCCGGGAGCUGCACCGGAUGACUGACGGACAGCUGCCCGCUUUUAACGAGGACGGUCUGAGGCAGGUUCUGCAGGAGAUGGAGGCUCUAUAUGAGCAGAACCAGGCUGAUGUGAAUGAAGCGAAGACCGUGGGCCGCGCCGACCUCAUCCCCUCCAUCAAGCUGCGUCACAGCUGCCUGCUGAGGAACCAGCGCUGCAUCGUGGCCUACCUGUACGACCGGCUGCUGAGGAUCAGAGCGCUGCGCUGGGAGUACGGCAGCGUGUUGCCCGCCAACGUACGCUUUCACAUGUCUGCAGAGGAGGUGCAGUGGUUCGGUCAGUAUAAAAAGUCUCUGGCCUCCUUCAUGCGCUCCAUCGGUGGAGAGGAAGGUCUGGACAUCACGCAGGACAUGAAGCCUCCAAAGAGCCUCUACAUCCAGGUGAGGUGCUUGAAGGAUCAUGGAGAGUUUGAGAUUGAUGAUGGAACGGUGAUCCUCCUGAAGAAGAACAGCCAGGUGAGAACCGGAUGUUUUUUAGCCGUUAGCUUUCUGAUGCUACAGUAAUGCUAAUGUUAGCAU